Gavialis gangeticus (Gharial) is the source of this 2917-nucleotide messenger RNA. It is a transcript of the gene GSTCD, whose product is annotated as glutathione S-transferase C-terminal domain containing. Bases 55 to 1941 code for a protein of 628 amino acids. Lineage: Eukaryota; Metazoa; Chordata; Crocodylia; Gavialidae. The record is from RefSeq and is a predicted model, not a curated record. The transcript is spliced from 12 exons.
ACAUCAUCGCCGCGUGGGGGCCGGAGCUGCGCCACCGGAACUUUAAAUUGGAAGAUGAAAGGCAGUGUUACUGAGGAAUGGCUCUAUUUGGACUUCUCCCAUCAAUAUGAAGAUUGCAUCUUUCCUCUUCAUUCAUCUGUAGCCUUAUUUUUGCUGUCCUACUGUGACUGCAAAUUAUUCAAAGUUUUCUUAGUGCCUGCUGGUGAAAGUGCAGAUGACCAGCUUGAGGGCAAAGCAUUGCCUAGUGAUCCCAAGUUGCACUUUACCUCAAGGUGUCAGCUUCCUUUGGUAGUCCAGAACUGCUGUUUGCCUGCUAUUGUGGGGAAAGAUGGCAAAUUCUGUCGAGCUGGUCUUGCUGUUGUGCUGAGGUACAUAGUACAGAAAACAUAUGAGGCUGACCCAUCAAAUAAGGAAGCUUUAGAACUUUUGGGAUUUAAAAAAACCUGCUUAAAAGCCUGUGCUGAAGUUAGCCAGUGGACCAGACUUUGUGAAAUCAGCAUCCCUCUGGCUGUUGAGAGCUUUUUGACUGCAUCUCCUGAACAGUGUCAGACUAUUCCACCUGAGGUUUUGCAGCUUGAGAAAAAGCUUGGAGAACCUGUCAGGGUGCACAACGAUGACAAAAUCCGAAGGCAGAAACUGCAGCAGCAAAAUACAGCUGACAAUACUGCUUCACUGCCUGCACUUGCAAUGGGAAACACAGAAGAAGGAAUAAUAGAAGAAAAGCAGGAGCAAACACUCACAAGCUUGGAACUGAGAGUGGCUUUUUCCAAAUUAACUGUGCAGGAAGUACCAGCUACAACCAACAGGGAGCCCCCUCUCAUCAGGAAAAUGAAAACCUCUGACCUCCCACCCUUGGAGCAUAUUUUUGCUGAAGGACUUUAUUUUACCCUGGCAGACCUUGUGCUUUUACCAUGCAUCCAUCAAUUCCUGCUCUUCAGUAAGAAGCAGAACAGAAAACUAUUAGAUUUGCCUCUGAUAUUGGGUUGGUACCAAAGAGUUCAGGAAGUACCUGGAGUAAAGGCAGCUGCUUCUAAGAGCAAUAUGCAGUUUCUCCAGUUUCCAGACUUGCUGUCUUCCCCAGAAGAGCAUCUCCAAGAUUUCAGUACAUUUUCUGAUGGGUCAGAAGAGGACCAUGAAGACAAACAGUUUAUAGGUGGUCCAAGGCCAACCAUGACAAAGUUAAUGGAAAGAGGCAUUGAAGCAACAUUUUCUCCUCACCCAACCCCAUGCUGGACACUGGACUGGAGCAAUCUACCAGCAGCAGUCAAUCCUGGAGAAGGAAAGAUGUCCAGCGAGCGUGCUUUGAGAAAACAGCAGCAACUGAACAAUUUGGUGGCUAUGGUGACAAACCUCAGUAAACCUGGAAAUGUGAUUGUGGAUUUUUGCAGUGGAGGGGGCCAUGUUGGGAUUGUUCUUGCUCACAUGCUGCCAUCUUGCCAGGUGGUGCUAAUAGAAAAUAAAGAGUUGUCAUUGGUUCGUGCUAAAGACAGAAGCGAUGAACUAGGAUUAAAUAACAUUUGCUUCAUUCAAGCAAAUCUGGACUAUUUUAAAGGGACUUUUAAUAUUGGGGUUGCUCUGCAUGCUUGCGGAGUGGCAACAGAUAUGGUGAUUGAGCACUGCAUCAAGGUUCACGCAGCCUUUGUUAUCUGUCCUUGUUGUUACGGUUUCAUUCAGAACACAGCGAAGUUUACAUUUCCACGAAGUCAUCGGUUCAAGGAAGUUCUAUCCUAUAAGGAGCACAUGAUUCUCUGCAGAUUUGCAGAUCAGACGGCUGUCCAGCUUCCACCCGAACGCAAGAUAAUAGGAAAACAGUGUAUGGGGCUGGUGGACCUGGAUCGGGCAUGGGCUGCAGAAGCAUACAACUAUUCUGUCCAAGUGAUAUCCAUGGAGCCAGAGAGUUGCUCCCCAAAGAACAACAUGGUAGUUGGUAUCCCUGUUUAGAGUAAGGGAUUUAUAUUUAAUUUUAACUUAAGCAUCAGUCCUCAUGAUCAAAGCCUGAUGACAUCUACAGAAUUGAAACCAUAGCUAGGAACCAGACAUCAAACAUCUUGAACCCAUUGUCUUGGGAAAAGGAAGCAGGAAAAAGUUUGGAAAGUCAGCUGCCUGCAGAGCAUCACAAAUCUUCCUUGUAACUAUUGUUUUUAGAGCAUCCCCUGACUUCCCACCUAGCUCCAGAGUAACAUCCAUCAGCAAAGGUUCAACAGAGUUUGGUUUUAUUGCUGAAAGGAUGAUUUCCUUUUUAAUAUUGGCCUCCCUACUGGUCCUACAUUUGAAAUUGCAUCUCAGGAAAAGAUACACAUUCACAAGCUGAGCAUGCUUCUGGCACUAACAUAGACCUUCAGAUGGGCAGUAAAAGUUACUGACUGCAUGGUAGUUUAAUUUUAAAAUAUCUAGUCAUAUUUACAGCAUGACAGGGUAGACUGUACAGUAGACUGCACACUUCGUAUGGGUUGAUUUUUGCUGUAAAUUUUCUACCCUGUUGUAACUGUACUGUUUUUCAUAAAGAUAUUUGAAAUACUGCUCACCAAAGAUAUAUUUUUAAUCUCAAUAUUUUUUUUAACAUUUAACAUUUUUUUGGACAUAGCACAUGAAGAUUUUGAGCUCAGGAGUAUGAAAGAGCAGACAGUGGGAGAGGAGGUUGAUACUAUACGGACUUCCUAGUACUUCAUUGCCAUUUCUACCAACCAGGAUGUGUUCUCUUUAGCUUGGUAGACUCAUUGACAAUGCUAGUUAAUGUUUUUCCAUUAUUGAAACUAAUAAAUGUGUUUGGAGAUGCUGAUUUGUUACUUCCAUUAUCCUUGGUUUAUUUUUUGUCUUUAUUUACAGUUUGUACAAAGUUACAGCAAGAGAACCAUGUGACAAUAUCAUCCAUGCAUAUGCUACAUUAAAAAAAAAUAAAUCUGUUGUGUUCCAACUG